AUGACCAGCUCAACAUUAUCAAAAGCAAAGAAAAGAGCCAGAAGAAGAAUCAACAUCCUUAAUCAUGGACUGUGCAUUAUUCACAGUAAUAAUAAUAUUAAGAGAAACAAAAUUGACGACAGUAUCAGCAAGAUUAUUUGUGAUUCAAAAAUCAGAGACUUCAUGAAUAUCCACCAACUCAACGACAACUACAACAAAAUCAACAACACUCUCGACAACACAUGCGAAUCAAUCAAAGACACAAUCAUGAAUCUCCCCAACAAUGAAAUAUCAAAACAUGACACCAUCAACUGCAAAAACAUUUACUGGAUCGACGACACAAAACCAAUCUAG
Molecule: messenger RNA, 333 nt
Organism: Helobdella robusta
Lineage: Eukaryota; Metazoa; Annelida; Clitellata; Rhynchobdellida; Glossiphoniidae
Exons: 3
Coding region: 1-333 (110 amino acids)
Source: RefSeq, a predicted model, not a curated record